This is a messenger RNA of Notolabrus celidotus (New Zealand spotty), 1102 nucleotides long. It is a transcript of the gene gucd1, whose product is annotated as guanylyl cyclase domain containing 1. The coding region runs from base 396 to 1079 and encodes 227 amino acids. The record is from RefSeq and is a predicted model, not a curated record. Lineage: Eukaryota; Metazoa; Chordata; Actinopteri; Labriformes; Labridae. The transcript is spliced from 6 exons.
AGCGACAGCAUCCCCCCGAAGAAGCUUCUUCUCAGUCUGCUAGCAAACAACAGAGAAGUAAAGCAGAGGAAUAUUCGAUGGAGGACCGUCUCCAAAACUUGCUUAAACAGAUUUUUUUAUGAGUAGUUUCCUGUAGUAGUGUAAUAGUUAAUAGUUCAAUAGGUGGCCGUAUGUCGAGGAGUGGUGUUCGUCGAGCUGCCGCGCUUAUAAGCAGAGAAGCCCCCUGAAGACUAGUUAUUACUGUUAGCUGGACAGCUAAACUUAUAGAGAGCAGCUGGUUUCUCACCGCUAGCAUCGAUGAGGAAACCCGACCCCGGCUUAAAUGCUGUAAACAAGACUGACCAGCUGGUCUCGAGUUAGCUAUUUGGCCGCUAGCUGAGAAAGAGUCCUGCAGAAUGACAGAGGAUGCUGUCUUACUGAAAGUACCUGUCAUUCGGCAAUUAUACCACUGGGACUGUGGAUUAGCCUGCUCCAGGAUGGUCCUCAAGUACCUCCACCCUGUCAGUGAUGAGGAGUUUCAGAGAGCAUGCUGGGACCUGAAGCUGACAGAGAGUGUUUGGACUAUUGACCUGGCCUACCUCAUGUGCCAUGUAGGGAUCAAACACUGCUUUUGUACCCAGACUCUGGGCGUUGAUAAAGGCUUUCGGAAUCAGUCCUUCUAUAAGAAACAUUUUGACACAGAGGAAGAUCGAGUGAACGAGCUCUUCCUGAAAGCAGAAAGCAAAGGUGUGGCCGUGAAGAAAUGUUCUGUUACAGUUCAGGAAAUCCAAUCUCAUCUGGAGCAAGGCCACGUUGCCAUAGUGCUGGUCAACGCAGUCGUCUUGACAUGCGAACUCUGCUCCUCGCCUGUCAAGUACUGCUGCUUCCUGCCGGUGGGCCAGAAGUGUUUCUGCAGGAAGCCUGAGUAUCAGGGUCACUUUGUGGUGGUGUGCGGCUUCAACAGGACCACAGGCUGCAUUUUCUACAACAAUCCUGCAUAUUCUGACCGGGUGUGCUGCACCGGCGUCAGUAACUUUGAGGAGGCUCGUCGGAGCUACGGGACAGAUGAAGAUAUCCUGUUCGUCUUUAAGGAGAGUUGAUUAAAAGGGAGGUCGGACUUGGA